AUGGCAGCAGCGGACAGCUUUGGGGAGCUGGGCCUCUCGAUCAUCGGCGUAGGCUCACAGUAUCCACCGUAUUCUCUGAGGCCAAGCGAGGUGCAGACUCUUGCAGAGAAAUACUACCCAGAGAGCGAGGCAAUGAAGAAAGUCUUGUCGAUCAAUCGAUAUACCGGAAUCGAUACGCGCGCGUCGAUCGGUACAUCAGAACAUCCUCUCGUCAACAAAAAAGAGGCCCCCUCGAUAGGCGAGCUUCACCGUGUCUUCAUGUCGGAUGGUGUGCCAUUGGCCGUGGAGGCCUCGAGGAAAGCUAUCGCAGAGGCUGGCAUUGACCUCUCAGAAAUAACACAUCUCGUAGCGACAACUUGCACAGACAGCGCAAACCCUGGCUUUGAUCAUUUCGUCCUGAAAGAGCUGGGUGUGAAACACCAGGUCGAGAAGGUCUUGUUACACGGUGUGGGAUGCUCUGGCGGUCUGGCGGCACUGCGCACAGCAGCGAAUCUCGCCCUCGGCCACACUGCAAGGCGGAAACCCGCGAGAAUAUUGUGUCUUGCACUCGAGGUCAGCACCACUUUGGUACGAAGCGAGCUCGAGAGCAUAAAUACUCUCCAGGAGACGCGCAUCGGUGUCUGCUUGUUCUCCGAUUGCGGAAGUGCUGUGGUGCUCAGCAACGGUAUUGGGGAGAACACUGCUCCACCAGUCUACGAACUCCUAGGUUGGGAGCACAAGGUCAUUCCGGACUCCGAAGAUGAUCUUGGUUUCGACGUAGACGCGCUAGGUUGGAAAGUGGUUUUGUCGCCUAGAGUACCGAAACUGGCUGCCGGGUCGCUCCAGCCAACUUUUGCCGAACUUAUGCGCGAUGUUCCCGACAUGGGCCCCAAAUACAAAGACGCGGCUGAUUUUGACUGGGCCAUGCAUCCAGGGGGAGCGACGAUAUUGACAGGAGCUGAGAGGGUCAUGUCCAUUACUCCAGAACAUAUGCGUGCCAGCUAUACAACCUACAUAAACCAUGGAAAUUCUAGUUCGGCCACCAUCUUCUCAGUGAUGGACAAGUUGCGGUCGAAGGACAUGGACGUGUUGGCCCCAGGUGGACAGCCCAAAGAAUUCGUGGUUGGCUGUGCGUUUGGGCCAGGAAUCACAGUCGAGAUGUGCAUGCUGAAGAGAAAUAUGGGUGUCAAUGGUCUUCACACCCCCCCAGAGACCGACAGCGAAGGCAGUAGGAGUGAAGCUGAUGACGGUUCAGAUUGGGCCAGUGUUGAUCCGAAGGAGUCGGCACCAGACACGCCAGAACCUGAGCUGAAUCAAUCUCCAAACGCGAGUCGUCGGCAUGAGGAGUUCAUAAGCGAGGCAUUAGAUGGUGUCGAGCUUGACUAA
This is a messenger RNA of Truncatella angustata, 1365 nucleotides long. Its product is annotated as thiolase-like protein. The transcript is spliced from 2 exons. Gene Ontology annotation, biological process: polyketide biosynthetic process. Lineage: Eukaryota; Fungi; Ascomycota; Sordariomycetes; Amphisphaeriales; Sporocadaceae. Gene Ontology annotation, molecular function: acyltransferase activity, transferring groups other than amino-acyl groups. The record is from RefSeq and is a predicted model, not a curated record. Bases 1 to 1365 code for a protein of 454 amino acids.